Messenger RNA from Bubalus bubalis (water buffalo), 5439 nucleotides. Its product is annotated as olfactory receptor 10A3-like. The transcript has a single exon. The record is from RefSeq and is a predicted model, not a curated record. Gene Ontology annotation, cellular component: membrane. Gene Ontology annotation, molecular function: G protein-coupled receptor activity; olfactory receptor activity. The coding region runs from base 2962 to 3954 and encodes 330 amino acids. NCBI's taxonomy places the organism in Eukaryota, Metazoa, Chordata, Mammalia, Artiodactyla, Bovidae. Gene Ontology annotation, biological process: G protein-coupled receptor signaling pathway.
GUCUUUGUUUCUACCUGCUGUUGGGAGAUGUCAUGGUGACACUGAAUCUUGUGUGAGGAGGUGCUUGUUCCCUAUAGGAAUAUGAGGGAGUGGUGCUCCAGGUUUAGCUCUCUUGAGCUUUCUCAACUGAAGGCCCAAGUUCAAGCCCCUCAUCUAUUGUGCAAAGACCUGAGGAAGCACAUACAAAUUGACUGCAAGUUCUCCAGGGAUGGAUUCUCUGGGGCAUAUGAUUCAGUUUCAUAAUGUUCCAGAUUCAGUGCGAAGUGCAUUGAAUCACUGAGUUGUGUUUAUGGGAAGGUGGCUUCUGACUAGACAUGAAACUUCUGACCAAAUAGUGAACUUUAUUGUCAGAGUCUAUAGGUAAGGAAGUAAAGGUUCUGCUGUGUGCUUGUUAGUGGGUUUUCCAUUUGUAGUUCAUCUUCUACUGAUAGAGAUACCAUUGAAGUUAUGUCUCAGUGCUCAGGAAUUACUAGACACAGAUAAAGCAUUUGAAUAAGUAAGACUCUUUGGUGUUGAUGCUCCUCAAUUUCUUUUUUCUUUCAGAGACAAAGUUGGGGCAAUAGAGAUGUGUACUUGGAAUGCACUAAUCCUGAAAACUUAGAAGAUUGCAACUGGGAAGGAACUUGGUAAAUAAGUCCAACUCCAACCUUUUUCACCUGGAAUGUUGACAUGAUCUUCCUAAGUAUUCCAUGUCAGAGAAUAAUCAAGAGAGCAUUAGGAUGUUCUAAGUUACAGAAAAAAUGUGGAGCACCAAUGGUUUGUUGCUCUUUCCAUCAUGAACAUUUUGUUUCAUAUAUUCUUUUAAUUAGUCCUUCACAGGUUUUCCACUUUGUUUAUAUGAUACUCUAAGUUUUCUAUUUUCAGCACUUACCACUUUUAAAAUUUUUAGCUGAAUACAUAUUUCUCUUUUUUCCCCCACUAGAAAUGGGUUUAAAUAUUCGAUCCUAUUUUUAUUGAUUUAGGUGAUUUUUGACAACCAAAAUAUAAUUACUAUGGUUGAUACAGACAUUUGAUUUUAAUACAAGACUAUAGGCAAAUUCAGAUAUAUAUAAGUCAACCCACCAUGGCUGUCUGCUGAUAUUUUAAUGAUUGGUACCCAAGGCAACAUUUUAUGUUUUCAAUUGCUCCUUCUGUCUUCCUGAUUCCUCAUCUCCCACAGAUGUCAUUCCCUGGUUUUCAAGCUAUCACAGAAACCUAGAAGGCCUCCAUUCUAGUGCUAAGUUGUCAUCAAUUACAUUUUGACUUGAGUAAGUCGGCCUUCCUCCUGUCUAAUUGCCCUUCCACCUCUGACUUCUUGUGAUGUAGUUUUUCAUCUCUCCUCAUUUAGACUAACCUUUUCCUCACUGAAAACUCUAAGACCACUGUAAUUAAUCUUGUUGCCCAAUAGUGUUUAUACUGAUUUAGCUUGUCAUAUAGAUAGAAUAUUCCUUAAAGGCAGAGUCUGCAUUUUCCUAAAUUUUGUUUUCAUUUGUUCAAGAAGAAAUUGGUUUUGCAUUUGUUAUGGGUCAGAAAUUGUUGUAGGUAUUCUUAAUAUAAAACAUAAUCUUUGCCCUCCUGGAGUUUAUAUUUAAUGAAAGAAUAUAUAUAUAUGUCUGUAUAUGUGUCCAUGUCUGUAUAGAUGUAUAUAUAAAAGUAGUAAAUAAAAUGUCUGUAGAAGAUAAUGAAAAAAUAGAGCAUGGUAUGAGAGGUAGGAGUUAGAACUACUGGCUUAGGGAGUGAGGCCUUGUUUCCCAUUUUAGGUUGUGUGAUUUGCUCUCUGUUGAGCUCUGGUGUCCAAAGUGUGCCUUGAAGCAUGGAGGCUAAAAAUGGCAGAUGGUCAAUCAAUGUUGGUUGAAUAAUUAAUGAUUAAUUGAACACUAUGAUGAGAAAUUUAAUAGGAAGGAAGAAAGAGAGGACAGCAAAAGGGAACUAGAAGGGAAACUUUUAAAUUAUAAGUUUACAAUGAGUAAAACAUGAGCAUUUCUUUAAAACAUAUGACUAUAGGGAUAUACCAAGGAGAACUGUACCCCCCACCAAUUUCUCAUCUGGAUGAAUUUCUAUGUAUUUGUCCAGGUACAGUCUGAGCAAAAAUCAAGUGUAAAGCAAAUUCACAUAGUUAUGGAUCACCAAAGGCAGGAACCUCAGAAGUAAACCCUCUUUGUGUGUUUCUUCAGUGUUGUCACGUUUAACCAAGCCGUACACAGUCAUUUUGAACUAAUCAAUAGUUAUAACAACUGCAUAUCAUCUUUGUUAUACUUAGACUUAUUAAAAUUUUAUAAAAUUAUAUGUGGGUUAUCUUGUUCCUUUUGUGACUUCUUGAGACUAUAUUUUUAAUUAAAAUUUUUAAUCUGUUAACAUUUUUAUUAUGGUAAAAUAUAUGUAACAUAAGUUUCACUGUCAGUAUAUAAUUCUGUAGCAGUAAGAACCUACUGUAAUUUUAUAUUUAAGGAAGUUCAAAUUGUCUUAUCUUUUCCAUUUUUGAAAAUAUUUAAAUAUUUCUCUGUCCAGAGCCUUUUGAAUGAAAUGACAAUAGCCUUGGCCCACAUUUACUUUUCAUUUAUGUCUCGACUUUCUCAUCAGAACAAGCAGAUAUGAGCCUGGACACUUUAAUUUUGUGGUCUUAAAUUUCAUAUUUACAUAAAAUUAGGAAAAUAGGUGAUACCUUUAGAAACGUUAUAUAAGUGACAUCUAAGUUACAAUAUAUUCCUACUUACUUUAACAUUAAAUUUAAAUUCCAAACUAUUAGUAUGCAAGUUACAAUAAAACUUAGACAUUAUUUUGUAUAUAUCAGAUAGGAUUUCUAAGCUACAGUAAUUGGUCAUUCUCCAAAAUAGCCAAGCUUCUAUCUAGAAAUUUGCCAAAAUUGCUAAAUUUCUAUCAGGAUGGGCUUCUCUUUUCUUCUUCUGCUCAGAUUGUUUGGGGUGACUGCAGACCCCGACUCAGAGCUAUUAGACUGUAACUUUGUACUAUAAUUUAUACAAUAUGUUUUAUAACUAUGUUCUUGAAAACAAUAUAUGCUCCACUGUUGACAUGAAAAUGCAAAACCAAAGCUCUGUGGUUGAAUUCAUCCUCCUGGGCUUUUCUAACUUCCCUGAACUCCAAGAGCGGCUCUUCGGGGCUUUCUUGGUGGUUUACCUGGUGACUCUGCUGGGAAAUGCCAUCAUCAUAGUCGUCAUCUCCCUGGAACAGAGCCUGCACGUCCCCUUGUACCUGUUCCUCCAGAACCUGUCUGUGGUGGAUAUGGGUAUCAGUGCGGUCAUUAUGCCUGUUAUACUGGUGAUCCUUUCCACUGAGAAGAUGAGGAUUUCUAUUUUGGGCUGCCUUGUACAAAUGUAUCUCAUACUCACUCUUGGUGUGACUGAAUGUUUUCUUCUGGGGGCAAUGGCUUUUGACCGAUUUGCUGCAAUCUGCCAUCCUCUGAGCUACCCAAUGAUUAUGAACAAAAUGGUUUUCAUGAAAUUAGUUACAUUCUCAUGGGUCUCAGGGAUCACAGUGGCUACUGUGCAGACCACAUGGGUGUUUAGUUUUCCCUUUUGUGGCCCCAAUGAAAUUAAUCACAUCUCUUGUGAAACUCCAGCAGUGCUAGAGCUGGCAUGUGCAGACACCUUUUUGUUUGAGAUCUAUGCCUUCACUGGCACCAUUCUGACAAUUAUUGUUCCAUUCUCGUUGAUACUCUUGUCUUACGUUCGAAUUCUCUUUGCCAUUCUGAAGAUGCCAUCAACCACUGGGAGGCAAAAGGCCUUUUCCACCUGUGCCUCCCAUCUCACAUCUGUUACCCUCUUCUAUGGCACAGCCAGUAUGACUUACUUACAACCCAAAUCUGGCUACUCCCCAGAAACUAAGAAGCUGACGUCAUUGGCUUACUCUCUUCUUACACCUCUGCUGAAUCCACUGAUCUACAGCUUGCGAAACAGUGAGAUGAAAAGAGCUUUGAUGAAAAUAUGGCAAAGAAAACUGGAUUUGCAUAUAUUUUGACUUGCUGAGAAGCCAUGUGAUAUAUAUUCACUGUCUGACCAAACUCUAAUGUAAUAAUGAUGAACUAGUUUAUAUUUCUUGAUAUAAAUAUAUUUAAUUUGUUGAGUUCCCCAAGUUUGAAUAUAUGUCAGGGAGCUCUCUGUUUCUAAAGGAUAUUCACAUUUAUUUUCUCUAGGUGCCUAAGUUUGAUGACAUAUCUAAGGGAUAUUCACAUUCAUUUUCUCUAGGUGCCUAAGUUUGAUGACAUAUGAUAUAAGAAUUUAUUUGCCUAUUCCUCUAUCAUGCACAUUCAAGUUUUACCAGAUUAUUGUCCUUAAGAUGAUGCUUUGAUGAACAACUAGUUCCAUAUGUUCAUAUUUACUAACAUCUUAUUUCUGUAGGACAUAGGCCUGGGCCUCAUGGGAUGAAGAGUAUGUGUGUUUAUAAAUUUUAGUAGCUAUUACAGAAUUAUUUUUCACAGUCACUAUAAAUUCUUCAGAUGGACCCGAAGGCCCACUCUGCUGCACUAAAAGGGUGGAAUUCCAGACACUAAGAAUAGAUGAGAUUUUAAUUUCUAGGAUGAAAACUUGUUCCAUGAAUGUGUAAACAAGGAGCAGUUGUUUUGAGGAGACCAAACUGUUUUGCUUAAUGGACUCACACAGGUUAUAAUUCAAAAUAGAGUUUCUCUUGGUAUUUUUACAAUAGAAAUGGGACCUAAGAAGUGGCCCAAGGUGAAGAAUUGAUAGGACAAAGAAACAAAGUCUUGGGCGCUCAUUCAUAAAGAAAUAAUUGCUUGAUAUACUUUGCAGCCAUAUUAAUAGAUACUUGCAGUUUAGUAUUUUUACAUAUUUUUGGAGAACUGAGCCUUUUCUCAUUAUAAAGUGACUCUUUUUUCCUAUUACUGGAUCUAGAUUUGGGUCCACUUGUCCAGUGCACAGCAAUGAAAAUCUAUGAACAUUAGAUUGUUGUGAAAGAAAGCACAGCAUUUAUUGCAGGGCGCUAAGCAAAGGCAAUGGGCAGCUCAUACGCAAAAGACCUAACUCCCUAAUGGCUUUCAGGGAAGGAUUUUUAAGGUGAUAUGAAAAGGCGGGCCAGAGGGUACAUGAUCAACUUGUGCUCAAUUCUCAGAUUGCUUGGUAUCAAGGUGAAAUUUUGAGCAUCAUCAACCUUCUGGUCAACUGGUCUUGGGACUAUGUGCUGUGGUUAGCAGUUUUCAUCUGGUAGGGGUCAGCUUUCUAUCCAAACAACUUAGGAAUGUGUGUCAGAGCUAUAUCUAUAUCUUUCAGCAGGAAACUGGGAGUUCAAUCACUCUGCUAUGUGGUUGAUUUAUAGUCAAAAUUACUACCAAUUUCCCAGUCUAACAGCUAUUCUUUGUUACUACAUGAUCACAUUUCAUAAUCAUUAACUCUUGAGCCAGGCUUUUGACACUUCAGUUCAGUUCAGUUCAGUCGCUGAGUCAUGUCCAACUAUUUGCGACCCCAUGAAUCGCAGCACACCAGGCCUCCC